This is a messenger RNA of Podospora pseudopauciseta, 3830 nucleotides long. RefSeq lists its product as uncharacterized. The transcript has 3 exons. Bases 1 to 3549 code for a protein of 1182 amino acids. The record is from RefSeq and is a predicted model, not a curated record. Lineage: Eukaryota; Fungi; Ascomycota; Sordariomycetes; Sordariales; Podosporaceae.
AUGCCUCGACGGUCGGCCAAAUUGGUUUCUGCCGGUGUUGAUCCUGCACCGAGGAGAAGAUCGACUAGGCUUGCGUCUAGAGAAAACGUGGAGAGGAAGCAUCAUCAUCAUCAUCAUCUUGAAGGCCAAGAAGAAGAAGAAGAAGAAGAAGAAGAAGAAGAAGAAGAAGAAGAAGAAGAAGAAGAAGAGGUCGGAUUAGAGUCUACCGGGGAAAGAAGACGAGAAGGCAACAACAGCUGGGAAGGGGAAGAAGACGAGGACCCGGAGGCGGCCAGUGUUUACCCUGCUUCUUCAUCACCCUCGGAAAGACAUCUAUCACCGCUUGAAGACGAACAGCACGUCUCGGGACUUGAGCCUGAACCAGAGAUCAAAGAAGCACAACCCAGCCUCGCACUCUCUAUAUCAUCAUCACGACGAUUCUUGCAACAACCUCGUUUGAGAACCGCCGCCACCAUGGACGACUCACCCGAGUCCCCCCACCUCCGCGGAGGCAAAACCCCCGAGCGCCGCCGCACCCCCUCAAACCCUCAGCGUGCCACUCCCCAAAACCAAACCUUCCCCGAAGGAGCCAGAAUCACCUUUGCAGGCUCGGCAGACAGCUCAAGCCGCCGGCGCUCCCCCUCCCAAGGCAGGCGUGGCUUUUCUGACCCGACUGGCAAGAGAACCACCGGCAAGAUGAGCACAGCCGACUGGAACGCCCACCGGGCCGCCCAGCAGGCUAUCCUUGAGAGUAAAUACCACAUCCCGGACCGGCUCCGGUUCAAACUCGGCGACCUCGAGACGAGCGUCAAGCCUAAGCUUUCGGAGAGCCAGAAGAAGGUGUUUCGGAACAACGACGCUGACCCGGUUGUGCUAAACCAGAGGGCGGAGAAGCUUGCUAUUCAUGAGCCGCUUGUCAAGGUGCAUGGGGAUCCGCAGCGGGACCCGGCGGAUGCGGCCAAGGAUGGGAGGGUGUUGGAUGGGGUGAGGAGUUGGUUGGAGGAGGUUGUCGAGGGGCAGGUGAGGGUUCGGCCGUGCGGGAGGGAUGUGGGGAGGGAGUUGUUGGGGGCUUGGGCGCCGACGAGGUUGAGGUUUAAUUUCCCUAUGCCGCAGGAUGGGACCGAGACGGGGAAUGAGUGGUUUGGGGCUGUGUGGCAGGAUUUGUACCUCAAGGCCUCGCACUUUGCGGAGGAGUACUUCGGGGAGGGGCUGGGGUUUGGGGAGGAGGUGCCGAAUGGGGGGAAUAUACUGGAUGUGAAGAUGAUUGAUAAGGUGUGGACUACGGGCGGGGUGGGGAGCACGAAGAAUCUGGUUUGGUUUAUUAGUCAGGUGGCUAGGCAGGAUAAUGGGUUUGAGGGGGGAUGGGAUGUGAUGUUAUCCAAGGCGGUGCAGAGGAAGUUGGUUGUCGCGGGGGUGAUUGGGAAGAUUUUGGAGCGGCAGGUGUUUGAUGAUUUGUUGUUUGGUGCUGAUGAGCAGUCGAGAGCGAUGUUGGAGGCAUCUGAUAAGGCUUUGGAGUUCGGUGAAGGCUACCGGCGCACAAGACUUCGGUCGGAAUGCAUCGACAUGUAUAUGCGUAACCAGGAGCUCACUCCCAAGUUCUGGGAGCAUGUUGACCAGCUCAGCAUUCAAAUCACAACUUUGUUGCUCCCGCUGUUGAAGCUGAUGGACCGGAACUUUAACAACAGUCGGGUCAAGUCUCUUUGGGGAUUUCAUCAAAAGAUCCACGACAUUGUCUCCGAAGCUGGGUUCUUGUCAUUGCAUAUGGCUCACUCGAAGAGUAUCUUCCGGAUUACUGCCCCAUUCCUGGGUCAGGCGUGGGCCAUUGACCAAAACAAUGUCGACGAUAGAGUCUAUCACGAGUCCUCACUCGCCGUUGCCCGCCUCGAAGGGAUGGAGAAGCAAAAAUGGGUAAAAGAGAAUCUGAUUUACGAGUCAGACCCAGCAAACUACCGCCCUACGUAUGUGUUGUGGGAGAAGACCAAGCAGCUAGGAUUCUGGGGUGUUCUUUGGGCCGUGCUCGGUUUCUUCCCCAGCUUGUUGUACAAGAAGGUGGAGAAGUACGGCGGGUUCCCAACCUGGGACUCCAAGCCCGGCCUGGGAGACACCGUCUGGAGGUCGCCGCCGUACCUGGCCAAGGUGCAGAUUGUUGUCUGGCCCAAGUGCGAGAGGUACGGGCUGAUGGGCGAAAUCGACCCGAGGCUGAAGACGAGCACGGAGGGAGAGUCCAUCUCUACGCUGCUCAAGAGUCAGGUGGUGUACUACCAGGGCCGCACUGAUCCGCGCGGUCUGGGCGCCGAGGGCACUCCCACCCUUCUCGAAUGGCUCCGAUACAAGGACGCCCUUUGGUUCAAGAAGUGGUGGGAUCGCUUCGUCAAGAUGGGCGUCUCCCUCCUCAUGCUGUACCUCCUGUCUCGUUUUGCGCCCGUCCUUUGGAUCAUCCCCCAGUUGGGUCUAGCCUUGGCUAAACUUGUGGUUAUUCUCAUCCUCGACGUCAUCAUUUGGCUCCUAACCGCGGCAUCAAAUGUUGCAAAGGCUGUCAUGUACUUGUUGUCCGCGGUUUGGUACACCAUCUUGGGGGCGCUGGGCUUCAAGCUCCCAUCGUUGCAGCCGUCAGAACCCUGGGUGAUUGGACACUCUGGUUACGAGGGGACAGUUUACACACAAAAGAUUACGGUCCCAAGUUUCGAGGGGCAUUCGUACACCGUGCCUUGGUUCGGCGGCGGAGGUGACUAUGAGAAGAGGCACAAGGAGCUUGAGGCGGAGAAGGAAAAGGCUAGGGAGCGGGCUAGGCGACGAGCAAGGGAGCUGGAGAAGGAGAAGGAGAAGGAGCUGGAAGAGGAUGCGGAGGAUAUCGAAGUUACAAAGGUUAUUGACAAGAUCUUCCCCGGCCCUAUCACUCCUGCUCCUCUGGGCCCCAACGGUAGGAGGAUGACGCUUAAGAGGUCGUGGACUCGUGCGGGAGAAGAGCCAGGCCCGGAGGUUUGGGAGGAGCACACGCCUGGUUACUUUGAGCUGCUUACCGAGAAGGCCAAGGAGCUGCCUGUCUUUAAGGGUGACAAGGACAAGGCCAAACGGGAAGGCGUUGAAGCGGAGGUCAAGGAAGGCGAAGAGUGGAAGAAGUACGUCAAGCCGAAUUGGUAUGGCUGGUUUGGCGGUGCUACCGAAGAGGAACUCCGUCAACAAGAAGAGGAGAGGUUGGCUUUCGAGGCAGCCCAAGAGUCUGCCAGACGGGAGCAGGAGACCAGGAAAGAGAGGAGAAAGAUAGAGAGGGAAGAGGCUAGGGAAAAGAAGCUGAGAGAAGCCAAGGCAAGGGAGAAGAAGGAACUGGAGGAUAUCCAGAGGAAGGAGAGGGAGCUGGAGUUGGAGAUUGCCAGACAUAGAAAGGAUCCCAAGGCGCCAGCCAAGGUUAGGUCGGGUUUGAAGAAGGAGACUCUCAAGAAGUGGUGGCAGUCAACGACUGGGGGCUUGGGGGUGGCUUGGCAACCCUAUCAUAUUGAUAAAACGAUUUAUUAUCCUGCUAUUAAGCAGUCGUUUGGGGGUGAUCAAGAGGGGGGGCCGGAGGAGCUCUAGGGUGGGAAAGGCAAAAAGGCGUUUAUUGGAUAGUAGUUGUUGUCUUGGUUUGUUUGUUUGCUAUAUCGUUUAAAUCUAUUUUUUUGUUUGUUCGAAUGUUACCGUUCAUUCUGACGUUGCUGUUUUGCCCACGGUAACAUUAUGGAAUAUAUCAAAGGAGCUGGCCAACCAGCCAUUCGUUAUGCUUUGCGUGUUCGGCGAAAAGACCAUCCGGUGUCCUAGCUACCCGCCGCUGUCAGUCUAUUGUCCCAUCUUGUCCUCGGCCAAUUAUGUAAACCCAG